Messenger RNA from Notechis scutatus (mainland tiger snake), 615 nucleotides. It is a transcript of the gene TTR, whose product is annotated as transthyretin. Lineage: Eukaryota; Metazoa; Chordata; Lepidosauria; Squamata; Elapidae. Gene Ontology annotation, molecular function: thyroid hormone binding. The record is from RefSeq and is a predicted model, not a curated record. Gene Ontology annotation, biological process: purine nucleobase metabolic process.
ACCUGUAGCUGCUGGUAGAGUCUCUUUAUUUGUGUACACAAUGGCUCCUGCUUCUCUGCUUUUCUUUUGCUUGGCUACCAUGGGAUAUCUUAUUGAAGCUGCACCAGUGGAAUCCCAUAGUUCUUCUGAUUCAAAGUGUCCUCUGAUGGUGAAAGUCCUUGAUGCAGUUCGAGGAACUCCAGCUACCAGCCUCCCAGUAAAAGUAUUCAAAAAGGGUGAAGAUGGGACUUGGAAGGAGUUUUCCAGUGGGAAAACAAAUGAAUUUGGAGAAAUCCAUGAACUUACAACUGAUGAAUUGUUUAUAGAAGGCUUGUACAAAGUGGAAUUUGACACUAGCGUGUACUGGAAGGAACUUGGCAUUUCCCCAUUUCAUGAGUAUGCUGAUGUGGUUUUUACUGCUAAUGAUUCUGGUCAUCGUCAUUACACUAUUGCAGCUCUUCUUAGUCCUUUUUCUUAUUCAACUACAGCUGUUGUCAGUGACCCAAAGGAAUAAGACCAUGCAUAAUUCAUUCAAAAUUCUAUUACACUAUUGUAGCAAUGUUUUAAAGGAGGUAGUUAAUUUGCACUAUCAAUGGCUUGUUUCCUGCAAUGGCAUGUAACUGCUACUGCUUAGCU